This is a messenger RNA of Physella acuta, 1898 nucleotides long. RefSeq lists its product as uncharacterized. Lineage: Eukaryota; Metazoa; Mollusca; Gastropoda; Physidae. The record is from RefSeq and is a predicted model, not a curated record.
CACAGCGACGACACCGGAUUUAACAUCUGCACUUGGACCCGUCCACUCGCCGCGACUAUUCCAUUCUUCUUCAGUGAAUGUUUGUAGUAGUCCCUAGCAGUCUUUAACCCAGGCUUGAAGUGUUAAAAGCAAUAAUUGUUCUUUCAUAUUGACGAGUUACUUAAUAGUGACACAGUCAACUUAGCCGUAGGAAAACAUUACACACACAGUUCGUAAAGCGCGGUGGAUAAUUAGGCUUUAAUCAAUUCAUUAACUUUCCUGUGGAUGGUGUGUGUAUGUGUUCAUUGUCGUGAGGCUGGUUGGUAAGGAGGUCAAUACCUACUUCAGUCUACGAGAGGCAGCCCUCGAUGUACAAGCGAGCGUGUUGACUUGAGACACGAUUUGUCGCCCAGCCUCAAAACUAGCUGGUCAUGUUGAUAGUGGCACGCACAAGUGAGAGUGUGUAACGAGCAGGUUCGAAUCUCGAGGGGACUGUGUGAACUUCUCGAGGGGACUUUGUGACCCUCCACGAUGGCCAUCAUCAGUUCGUUUCUCUGCUGGUCUAACACCAGAACAGGAAGUGCUGUUUGUGGAUAUUAUACCUUGGUAAUAUCCGUUGUGUGCCUGGCCUUUUACAUGCUGAGGUACAUAGCCCUGGACGAGAUGAGGGACUCCAUAGAACUAAAAGGCAUCGUCUACGCUGGAUUCGUUCUCUACUCCGUCUUGAUCGGUGUCUCCCUAGUACUGCUACCCGGGGUCUACAUGGACCGGAAGUUUUUGUUGUUGCCAUGGAUAUACGUGCUGGUCAUCACCGUGUUGUACGAGACGGGGGCCAUAGCCCUCAUCACCACCGUCCAUCUGGAGAAGGAACAUGACCUUGACCCCUGGGAGAUAGUGGCUGUAGCCUUCUAUUGUGUGAGACUCCUAGCCAAUUGUUACUGCUUCGCUUGUGUCGUUUCGCAAUAUCAAGAACUGACGGAAGGAAGAGGAACCUACGAGUUUAUUUUUAAACCUUGGAGAAGGCAGAUGGCAAGAAGCGCUCACCUACCUGACUUUGAAGAAUACAACCCACCCUACGGCGCAACCCUCCCACCCUACAGCGAGGACAACCCGUACAAGGAGUUCUCCCCGCCCACAUAUGAAAAUCUAAGAAUAGACCUAGAGUCCGCCAGGACUCCAGUGGUUACUCAACACAACUCCAGGAAUGAUAAUCCAAAUCUUCCGCUAUCGUUAUAUUUAGCAGACGUUGAAGUGAACUCCCCUCCCCCAGGGAUGGAUAAUCUCUCUCUAACAGGAAGUGAUGUAGGAAAUUGUGUUGAUUAUGGAGAUUUCCAAUACCCCAUGGACCAAUUAAACUCGUUCUCGGAUUUUAGCAAUGACACUCUCAGUAGUAGCGUUUCGCCGGAACAUUCUCGCUCCAGCAGUUUAGCCAGCGACUACACCCCACCUCAUGAGGAAUCUAAGAGCCGCCAGCACCACCGGCAUCAUCGACGGUCUCAUGAAGACUCCGGCAUCUCCAUGACCUCUUUGUCUGGACACUUCCCAGAGUACUCGGAAACAAAAAAUUUCCGACACAAACGACGUCCGAUCUCGCCACUAACUGUUCACAAACGAACAUAUAUAACGUGGAUCUAAACUAGUAAAAACUCGUACAUGUGAUUUCAUUACCUGAAGCAAGAAAUAAUAUAGAAUAACUAUUAAAGAUGUAGAUAUGGUAUAUAUAUAACAAAGUGGUGAGAGUUACUGAACUUGGAAAUAAACUUUACAAUUGAACUGCUGAAAAUUCGAGCUAAAUUUAACUCAAGUAGCUGUGACUAAAUUAGUUAUAGCAAGUUUAAGUCAAAUUGGAUGGUGUGGUUGAAUGGCAUAACAUUUUGCUGCUAGCCUGAAGAUCUCAAGUUGGGAUCACUGUUCAGACU